AUGACGGGGGAAACUUUCGUCAAGACCCUCACGGGUAAGACCAUUACCCUCGACGUUGAGUCGAGCGACACCAUCGACAACGUCAAGGCCAAGAUCCAGGACAAGGAGGGUAUCCCCCCCGACCAGCAGCGUCUGAUCUUCGCCGGUAAGCAGCUUGAGGAUGGCCGCACCCUGAGCGACUACAACAUCCAGAAGGAGUCCACUCUCCACCUCGUCCUCCGUCUCCGUGGUGGUAUCAUCGAGCCUUCCCUUAAGGCCCUCGCCUCCAAGUACAACUGCGAGAAGAACAUCUGCCGCAAGUGCUACGCCCGCCUUCCCCCUCGUGCCACCAACUGCCGUAAGAAGAAGUGCGGUCACACCAACCAGCUCCGCCCCAAGAAGAAGCUCAAAUAA
Messenger RNA from Aspergillus oryzae RIB40, 393 nucleotides. Its product is annotated as ubiquitin-60S ribosomal protein L40. Gene Ontology annotation, molecular function: protein tag activity; structural constituent of ribosome; ubiquitin protein ligase binding. Gene Ontology annotation, biological process: protein ubiquitination; modification-dependent protein catabolic process; translation. NCBI's taxonomy places the organism in Eukaryota, Fungi, Ascomycota, Eurotiomycetes, Eurotiales, Aspergillaceae. Bases 1 to 393 code for a protein of 130 amino acids. The transcript has 3 exons. Gene Ontology annotation, cellular component: ribosome; cytoplasm; nucleus. The record is from RefSeq and is a predicted model, not a curated record.